AUGGCACCCAUAGGUAAUAACAUAAUCGUCUAUGUAUCAACAAUGUUAGCAUCACUUUCAUAUAGCUAUUAUGUUUCUUCAAAGAUCCCAAAAGGAUUAGAGCUAGAACCAUCAUCUAAUGCGCCUUAUCGCGCCACAUCUCUACAAAAUUUUUGGGCAAGGUGGAAUCUCUUGGUAACAAACACACUACGCCACACGACAUACAAGCCCAUUGUAUUAGCUUGUUCUAACCGCAAAUGGGCACCACUCGUGGGCAUAUUGGGGUCGUUUCUUGUGUCUGGGCUAAUGCAUGAGCUAUUGGUGUAUGAAUUGUCUCGCGCUAUGCCCACGUGGGAACUGACAUCAUUUUUUGUUAUUCAUGGAAUAUGUGUUGUGGCCGAGAUGGUUGUCAAACGAAUGUUAAGGUGGCGGUUGCCAGAUUUCGUCGCAAUUUUUCUGGUUAACGCAUUUAUAACUGUCACCGGCGUUUGGUUGUUUAUUCCGCCGUUUAUUAGUGCUCGUGUUGAUGUUAAAUAUCUUGAGGAGUAUACUCUGGUUGCUGAUUCUAUCAAGAACAAAAUCCAUACAAUCUUAUAUGUAUGA
Molecule: messenger RNA, 582 nt
Organism: Erigeron canadensis
Lineage: Eukaryota; Viridiplantae; Streptophyta; Magnoliopsida; Asterales; Asteraceae
Product: long-chain-alcohol O-fatty-acyltransferase-like
Exons: 2
Coding region: 1-582 (193 amino acids)
Biological process (GO): lipid metabolic process
Source: RefSeq, a predicted model, not a curated record